AUGAUUAAGACAGUCGCAUGCGCCAAGCUGGCCACGUUUAAUCCCUUCGAGCCAACAACAGCAACUGUCGCGAACUACAAACAGUAUACGAUAUCAUUCCCAGAACCUACAUUCGCGUCUUCAGUCUUCACAAUGAGCGGCCCCGUCCAUAUCGCAUCCGAUGGCGAGUGGGACUCACUGCUCUCCGGCACCAGCGUGGUUGUCGCAGACUUCUACGCCGACUGGUGCGGCCCAUGCAAGAUGAUUGCGCCGCACUUUGAGCGCCUCGCCAAGGAGCACUCCUCGCCGAAAAAGGUCGCCUUUGCAAAGGUCAACGUCGACAACCAAGCCAACAUUGCCCGCACCAACGGCGUCACCGCCAUGCCCACCUUCAAGAUCUUCCACAACGGCACGGCCAUCGAGACCAUCCGAGGCGCCAACCCGUCGGCCCUGACCGAGGCUGUCAACAAGGCCGUCUCGCUCAGCGGCAGCAGUGGCAAGAAGGCCGAGGCGGUCUUCCAGACCCCCGGCAGGACUCUUGGCGGCGGCGCGCCCGUUCAGGGCCAGGGCCGCCCUUGGAACGUGUCUGGGCUGUUGAACAUUGUCCUAAUGCUCGUCGGACUGUACCUGACGUCUUUAUUUUCGGCACGUAACAAGGAGGCUAUUGCUUUUCAGGAAUCUCAAGAUGUAUCAAAGGCCCAAUCCCUAGAGGAUAUUGAAAAGGUUGUCCGAGAAGCAAAGCAGCGCUUUCGAGACACACUUCCAAAAGGCUAUCUCAAUGAAGAAGAGUAUGCUCUUUAUGAACGGCUUUAUGGUCCGCCGCUUCGAGAGACUGCGCCAGAAGAUGUCGGCAUUCCAACUCAUGCGGACAUGGGAGGUCAAAUCCUAAUCCCACGACCAGCUGAUGAGGGGACAUUGCUGCGACAGUCAGAAGAGGGAGGUUUUGAGGAAGUGACUUACAGGAUUCCUCCACGACAGGGUGAUGAGCCAGAGCCAUCGCCUGAGUCUGAACAGCCCUUGGAGUCUGAAUCUGCUGUAGAAACGGUUGAAGAGCCUUCAGAUUAUGUUGAUGCUGUUGCCAGAAAUCCGAGAGAGCGUGAAGCCCUGCAAAGGCUCAUGGAGGAUUUCAAGACGGCGCAGAAGAAGCAGAUGGAGGAUGAAAUUGCAGCUGCGAGAGAAGAGGCCGAGGUCGAGCAGGAGGCAUAUGAAAUGGACGAAGAAGAGUUAUUCCCAGAGUCUAAAGAGAUUCCUGCAGACGCAGAACCGGAGAUGGGUCUUGGCGAGUCACGGCGAUUCCACCCUUAUACGCUGGACGGCAGAUUUCAUGGAAGCCCCGUCGAAAUCUCGCUGCCCCAAAGCACUCUUGUUACGCCCAUACGUGAUCUCUUGGAUCGAACUCAUUUGGGACACGUCAAGACUGCUGCCGAAGCAGCUUUUGGUGGACAAGGCCUGCCGACGUCUCCAUUCACGCCGGAAGGGAGGAAAAACGGGCAAAUGGGCGGAGUUGGUUUGCCUCCCGAUCAGCGACACAUGACAGAGAUUGAGGCAGAUGCAUUUCUAGCAGGAUAUCUACCUCCUUCGUAUGCUUCUGUGGCGUCAGUUUUGCGGGAAGUACGAAAACGACUAGGCAGUGGCUGGAUCAAGCAACGCCUUCAAAAAGACGGCUCUGCAGGAUUGAGCGUUCUGGACGCCGGUGCUGGCGGUGCUGGUUUAGUUGCUUGGGACCAAGUCCUCCAGGCAGAGUGGGAUUUAUUGAGAGAACAGGGCGUGGUGAAGGGCUCACAACCUCCCGGAAGGAAAACCGUCAUCACAGGAUCAGACCGGCUACGGCAUCGAUUGAAGAGUUUCCUGCCCAACACCACGUUCUUGCCCCGAUUGCCAGAUUACGAACACUCGGGAGAAAUGCAAGGUGAGCGUCUGGAUGCUGGUGAUAAGCCUCAGGCACGAAAAAGCUACGAUCUCAUCAUUGCUUCGCAUCUAUUCCUCAAAGAAAAGCAGGACCAUUACCGUCAAGCUGUUUUGAAUAACCUCUGGACUCUACUUAACAAGGACGGCGGUGUGCUUAUUGUGAUUGAAAAAGCACAUCCCCGUGGAUUUGAAGCAGUCGCCCACGUGAGGGAUACGCUUCUGAAACAGUUCAUUUUGCCUCAAAACGGCGAGCAAAGUGCUCCGACUGAGGAAUUGAACCCGGCAUAUCACAAGGAACGAGAGCCCGGCCACAUCAUCGCACCAUGCACAAACCACGGAACGUGUCCCAUGUAUAAAGAAGUUGGGAAAAGCAAGGGCCGUAAAGAUUACUGCUACUUCAACCAACGAUUCACACGGCCUGGGUUUUAUACCAAAAUGCUAGGCAACAGCACAAACAACCAGGGCGACGUGGAGUUUAGCUACGUGGCGAUUCAACGUGGCCGCGCAAAAGCAGACCAGCUCCCAGGAUGGAAAUCCACCGAGCAAGCCUUUGCAGGAUACGAGAACUCCCCCAGCCCACCAGACAUGCAAACCCUCCCCAGGAUGGUCCUCCCGCCGUUGAAGCGCAAAGGCCACGUCACGCUAGACGUAUGCACGUCCGAAGGCAAGAUUGAGCGAUGGACUGUCCCCAAGAGCUACAGCAAGCUCGCAUACCACGACGCGAGAAAGUCGCACUGGGGCGAUCUCUGGGCUCUGGGCGCAAAGACCAGGGUGUCUCGCAGCGUCCGAGUCGGCAGCGGGGUGGACGAUGGAGGCAAACGAGCGGAAGGCGGCAAGAAGCCUCGCAAGGUCGAGAUCACAAUGGAUGGCGGGCGUCUAUCGGCGAAUGAGAAGAGUGCGCGAAAGGAACGCAGGACAAAGGGCAAGCGGGAUCGACAGACUGAUUUGAUCAAGGAGAUUUUGGAGGCUGAGGAUAUUGAGGAGCUAGAGAUGGAGAGGGAGAUGGAUGCGGAGGUGCAGGAGGAGCUUGAAAUGGAGAAUGAGAAGGGUAGGGGGAGGCGAUGA
This is a messenger RNA of Trichoderma gamsii, 2952 nucleotides long. RefSeq lists its product as hypothetical. The transcript is spliced from 3 exons. The coding region runs from base 1 to 2952 and encodes 983 amino acids. The record is from RefSeq and is a predicted model, not a curated record. Gene Ontology annotation, biological process: translation. Gene Ontology annotation, cellular component: mitochondrial small ribosomal subunit. NCBI's taxonomy places the organism in Eukaryota, Fungi, Ascomycota, Sordariomycetes, Hypocreales, Hypocreaceae. Gene Ontology annotation, molecular function: structural constituent of ribosome; methyltransferase activity.